AACUUAUUAAAUAGACAACAAUAUGGCGAAGUCGUGUGAUGUUUCGAAAAUUGAUUUGAAGAAACCUCAAUGGAGUCAGGAGACUUUCAUUGGUCGAGCAAAGCACUUUUUUGUCGUCACGAACCCGCUUAAUCUUCUGAAGUCAUCCGAAGAGCUAGAGACGGCGCGACAAAUUGUUCUGAAGCACCAGAAAGGAGAGAAGUUGCAAGGGAUUGACUCAGAAGAACUCUGGCGACAGAAGUACAUCUAUGAUUCUGCCUUUCACCCUGACACAGGGGAGAAAAUGAUGCUAAUUGGGCGUAUGUCUGCCCAGGUGCCAAUGAACAUGACUAUCACUGGACUCAUGCUCACAUUUUACAAAACGACGCCAGCUGUUGUUUUUUGGCAGUGGGUCAAUCAAAGUUUCAAUGCUGUUGUGAACUACACAAAUAGAAGUGGGGAUAAGCCGAUUGACAAUAAACAGCUUGGGCUGGCAUAUUUUGGAGCUACAGGCGGUGCUCUUGGAACAGCUUUAGGACUCAACUCUUUGGUGAAGAAUCUGCCUCCUUUAGUGGGUCGUUUGGUGCCAUUCUCAGCAGUUGCAGCGGCAAACUGCAUCAACAUUCCCAUGAUGCGAAGCAGAGAACUGUACGACGGGAUUCCAGUGUUCACUGAUUCUGGUGAGAGAAUAGGAGACUCGGUAGCUGCUGCCAAAAAGGCCAUCCCUAUCGUCACGGUCUCCAGAGUCCUGAUGGCACUUCCUGGACUCACGCUGGCGCCUGUGGUAAUGGACCAACUGGAUAGAAAAACAACCAUUCUCAAAAGGCGACCCUGGAUUGGGGCGCCUAUCCAAGUAACUCUCUGUGGGGUAUUUCUAGUCUUUGCCACGCCCCUUUGUUGCGCACUCUUUCCACAGCAAAGCUCGCUGUCUUUCAAUAAGCUGGAGCCAAAUUUGAAGGAACAAGCAAGAAGUGCAGGGUUGAAUGAAAAGUCUUUUGUCUACUUCAAUAAAGGUUUGUAAUAACCGGUCAAUUUGUGAUUUUUGGGUCAGAAAUAGAUGGUUAAAAAGAGUUCUUUUAAGCUCUGGUGAAAGUCAAGUUCAUCUCUUCUGAACUUAAAGCAAAAUUUAAUUUGCGUGGAUUCUUUAUAUCUCUAGCAGAAACUGCAAUUGAUUUGAAUUAUACUCGCAUGUCUGACCCGAAAUGUACAAAACUGCGACAGUAAAAACAUCCGGUUGUUCAAAAUUCAUUUCUC
Symsagittifera roscoffensis is the source of this 1233-nucleotide messenger RNA. RefSeq names its product sideroflexin-3-like. Gene Ontology annotation, cellular component: mitochondrial inner membrane. The record is from RefSeq and is a predicted model, not a curated record. Lineage: Eukaryota; Metazoa; Xenacoelomorpha; Acoela; Convolutidae. Gene Ontology annotation, molecular function: monoatomic ion transmembrane transporter activity. Bases 23 to 1000 code for a protein of 325 amino acids. Gene Ontology annotation, biological process: monoatomic ion transport; serine import into mitochondrion. The transcript has 8 exons.